This is a messenger RNA of Tetrahymena thermophila SB210, 4146 nucleotides long. RefSeq names its product SNF2 family amine-terminal protein. Lineage: Eukaryota; Ciliophora; Oligohymenophorea; Hymenostomatida; Tetrahymenidae. Gene Ontology annotation, molecular function: ATP binding; ATP-dependent chromatin remodeler activity. The record is from RefSeq and is a predicted model, not a curated record. The transcript is spliced from 9 exons.
AUGGAUAGAUUUCUACCAUUGACUAUUAGCAAAACAUACAAUAUCGAUUAGGCUGUUGUUGAGAAGAUUAUCAAAGAAAAGGAAUUGAAAAGUAGAUAAGAAAUAAUGAAUUUUUUUGCACUUAACAAGGAUAAAAUACAGACUUUGUUUUAGGACAACCAAAUAGAAUCUAUAAUAAAUGAGGAAUUUAUGGAUACUUAGAAUAUUGUAUUAAAAUAAAUUCCAAAUUUGAUAGUGAGCAAAUACUAAAAAGCUAACUAGGAUAUUAUUUAAUCUUACUGUAAUUUAAUGAGGGAGCUAUUUCCAAAACAACAAGAUUUAUUCAAUGACAUAUCGUAAAAUUAGCUUAUUUGGCCAAAAUACAUAGGAUCUCUUUUGAUUCCUGUAGAAGUGUCUGACUUACCUUCAAAUUUAUAAGCCAAUUAAGAACUUUGCAUUAACUUUGGAGCUUUCGAGUUAGACACAAAAGAAGUAUAAUAUGCUAAGAAAAAAUAUAUUUUUAACGUUAAUAUUGAGAGUCUUUACAUCUUAAUUUAUACUAAAAGAAAAGAAUAUCUAGGAAAGAUUGAUCAUAGAUUCUUUUUUAUAUGGAAUAUACUUAAUACAAUUCAGUUUGCUAAUUUUAGAUUAUUUGUCCAUAAAAUAGAAUCUAAAAAUUGUUUACAAAUCAGAUUUGAUGUUUUUGUUACUGAAAAAAUAUGUUCUUUGUAUGCUGAGCACAAAGAAGAAGAUAAGAAUGUUUUCAAUAAAGAAACUUUAAAAGAGAUGAGUAUGGAAGAUUAAAAAAAAUUAGUGAUGAGAAAAUAUGCAAGCGAAUCAAUUAAAGUUAUGAAAGCAUUUUUAUAUGUGAAAGAAACUAUUCCAGCCAUACUUACACCAAUAGAAAGAAGUUUAGAUUUAUUAGGUGGCAUUUAAUAUCGUAUGCAAUAGAGACAGUCAUAAGGACCUCUUUUCUCAUUCAUUCCUUCCAAACUAGUUAUAAAACCAGGAUUAUUAGGUUAUUAUUCAGAUUAGGCUCAAUAAGCUUAAAACUAAAAUUAAUAACAGAAUGAAUAACAAAAAAUUAUAACCAUGCUUAAUUAAGCUGAAAAGGCUGGGUAAGAUAAUUUCCUAAAAGAUAUGAAAGAGAGAGACUUAGAAAUUUAAUAAAUAAAUUAAAUAGAAGAAGAAUUUAAGAUUAAUGAAAGCGAAAUCAUUAAAAAUAAGAAUGAUUAGAAUGCACAAAAUUAAAAAUAAAAAGUUGACAUAUAAAACGGAGCUACAAAUAAAUGCAAAGACCCUAAAAAAGCAAAGUUUAAAAAUGGUAAACAAAGCGAUUAAGUAAAUAAGGAAAAUAAAAUGAUGCCUACUGAAGAAUAAGAAAUAUAAAAUAGCAGCAGUAAUAUUAGUAGCGAAGAGAAUGAUAACAUUGAAGAAGAAAAUGAUAAUGAGGAUGAUGAAGAUGAUGAAAAGGAUAACUAGAUAGAUUAAGAAAAUUGUGAAAAUAAUUUUGAUGUAUUUGAAGGCGAGGAAUUUUUAAGAAAUUUAGAUCCAAACUAUGAUAAUAAUUAAGAAAAUUUAUGGUAAGAAAUUCCUGAUGGCAUAAACAGAGUUAGCUCUUCUACUUCAAGUACAACACUAAAUAGUGAUAUUGGAAGUCUUUUAGGAGUUAAUGAUUAGUAGAUAACAGAUUAUUUUAACUUGCAAAAUCCACCUAGUUUAUUCUAGACAUCUCUUUUUGAAUAUUAAUAGCAAGCUUUGACUUGGAUGCUUUACAAAGAAAAAGCACUCACUUUUGAAGAAGCAGCUAGGCCUGAAAUUUAAGAAAGGCCAAGAUAAUUAAAUGAAUUUUGGUGUGAACUCUUAUUUCUUGAUGGGUCUCUCAUGUACUUUAAUGAAUAUUCUUAGUCAUUUUCACACCGUUUUUAAAAAAGUGAGGCUAAUUUGUAAAAUGGAGGUAUCUUAGCAGAUGAAAUGGGUUUAGGUAAAACAGUUAUGGCAUUAAGUCUGAUUGCGUCUAAUCUACCUAAAAUAGAUCACAAAAGUAAUCCUCUAAUAAUAGGCAUAAAUGAUCAAGUUAAAAAGAAAGUCAAAAAAAACAAAAAUCAAAAAGAAGCUUAAGAUAUGGUUGAAGCUUUUGAGUAAAAAAAAAAAUAAGGUUUGAUUCGAGCUGGAACUUUAAUUAUUCUUCCCUUAUCAGUUUUAACUUAAUGGUGUAACGAAGUUAAUCGCCACUUUAAAAAAUCUUCUCUGUUUUAUUUUGAAUACUACGAUUCUAAAAGUAGAUCAAGUCCCAUUCUCCAUCUAUAUGAUAUAGUUUUUACAACAUAUAAUAUUCUAGGAAUGGAGUAUAAAAAUUACUUUAUUGCAGGAGCUCCUCAAAAAACAAACCUAUUUAAUUAUUAUUGGCACAGAAUUAUACUUGAUGAAGCUCAUACAAUAAAAGGCAAAGGAAAUAACUGCUCAAAAGGUGCUUACAAUUUACAAGCAGAAAAUAGAUGGUGUAUGACAGGUACACCCAUUCAUAACUGUUUUGAUGAUUUAUAUAGUCUGAUAUAUUUUUUGAAAUAUGACACAUUUUAAGACUACUAUUGGUGGAAUAAACAUAUAAAUAAUUGUGAAAAUAAAGAAGAAGUAUUUAAGUUACUAUAAAAUAUCUUAAGACCUAUACUUCUGCGUCGUACUAAAAAAUCAAAGUAUAAUGAUGGAAGUAGUAUAAUCAAAAUUCCUAAAAAAACAUAAAAAAUACUGCUUAUCCCUUUUAAAAAAGCAGAAAGAUAAAUAUAUGAUACGCUUCAGCGUCAGUCUUAAAAAGUUUUAAAAAAUAUUCUUAUUGAUAAAAAUUAAUUUUCAUCAAACUAUCUUCAUAUAUUUUCAAUAAUGACAAAACUAAGAUAAAUGUGUGACCAUUCUAUGCUUAUGCUAAAUAAAAUACCUAUGAUUAAGAUAAAAUAGUAAAUAGAUACUUUAGAAUAGUAAAUAGCAAAAAAUGAAUCAACCUCAAUUACAGAAAUGUAAGCAUAUAAUAUCUUUAUUAGCAAAAUUGUUGAUAAUAUAAUGAAUGAUAAUGAUAUCUAUUAGUUCAAUGCCAAUAACUAAUAAAGGUAACAGCAAUAGUAAAAUAACUAUAUCUAAUAAAGAUAGCAGAAUAUUUAAUUUAAAGCAUAAGUUCAAUAAAGUCUCAUAAAAAAAGAUUUAACAGAGUGUUUUUGUACAGAGCCUUAUGAAUAAGAAGUAGCUUUACUUUAAUGUGGCCAUUUCUUUCAUAUGAAUUGUAUAUAAGAAAUGUUCAGAGUACAAUAAAAUUAAAACAUAGUACCUAAUUGUCCCAUGUGUAGAGUGCCAUUUGAGGAGAAUCAAAUAAACAAAAUUAACUUUUAACAAAUAAAAGAAGAAUCUAAGGAGUUAGAAGCUAAGAUAAAACAACAAGUUAUUCAAUAAGUCAAAGAUAAAAAAGAAAAGCUGAAAAUUUUGAAAGUUUUAUCUCCUGAUAAUAGUAGUAAGCUUUAGAUUAUUGUGAAAGAAGUAAAAAAGGUUUAAUAAAUGAAAGAAAAAGUUAUAAUUUAUUCAUAAUUUUUAAGCUUUUUGACUUACUUACAAAAAGUUCUAAAUGAUAGAGAUGUGAGAUAUACACGUCUUGAUGGGACUAUGAAUAAAAAGGAUAGAGCUACUGCAAUCAAAACAUUCAGUGAAUAGUCUGAAUUUACAGCAAUUUUGAUAUCUUUGAAAGCUGGUGCAUUUGGUCUAAACCUAGUUGCUGCCAAUCACGUAUUCAUAUGUGAUCCUUGGUAUAAUCCAGCUAUAGAAGAAUAAGCAAUUGAAAGGUGUCAUAGAAUAGGAUAAACUAAGAGAGUUCAAGUCAUUAAUUUCAUAAUGGAGUCUUCAAUUGAGGAAAGGAUUCUUUAGUGUUAAAAAAAGAAAAGAAGCUUAAUUUAAAAUACUCUUUAUAUUUAAAAAAAUAACUUAAGUGAGUUAGAGAAAGAACAAGAAAUUCAAGCUAAGAUGAAAGAAAUAAGAUAUAUUAUUGGUUUUGAUGAAGAUGAAAACUAAGAGGAAAAAAAUAUGACUAAAAUGGAUGAAGAAGAAAAUAUCAAAGAAAUAAAAAAUUAAAUGUAUGACGAUUUUGAUGAUGGUGAGGAAACUAUUGUCAAAGAAAUAGAUGUAUGA